This is a messenger RNA of Gaeumannomyces tritici R3-111a-1, 645 nucleotides long. RefSeq lists its product as hypothetical. NCBI's taxonomy places the organism in Eukaryota, Fungi, Ascomycota, Sordariomycetes, Magnaporthales, Magnaporthaceae. The transcript has a single exon. Gene Ontology annotation, molecular function: transcription coregulator activity. Gene Ontology annotation, cellular component: core mediator complex; mediator complex. Bases 1 to 645 code for a protein of 214 amino acids. The record is from RefSeq and is a predicted model, not a curated record. Gene Ontology annotation, biological process: regulation of transcription by RNA polymerase II.
AUGGACGAGGAGGCCACACACACCACCUUUCCGCCGCCGCCGCCCUUUUGGCGCGACUUUACGCCGGAUCGCCUGGAGCGCAUCGCCCAGCUGCGGGACCGCGCUCAGUCGAGCCGCGUGGACGUUCCCCCAGACCUUGUCAACCUCCAGCCUCCUCUAGAGCCCGCCGACGGCCAGUGGCGCUGCUUCGGCAGCCUCUACACGCUCAAGGACGAGCUGCCCGGCCUCGAGGCCCAAGACAUCCAGCGCCUGAUCCCCGACGGCGACGCCGACCGCCCGCUGGUGCUCAAGCGCCUGGCCAAGUCGCUGCUGCUCAACUUUCUCGAGCUCGUCGGCGUGCUGGCCGCAAACCCGGCCGAGGCCGAUGACAAGAUCAAGGACAUCACGGCGCUGCUGAUGAACGUCGAGCACGCCAUCAACGAGUACCGCCCGCACCAGACGCGGGAGCAACUGAUUGAGCUGAUGCAGGACCAUCUGGACCGCACGCGUGCCGAGACGGCGGCCCUGCGCGCUGCGACGGACCGAGCUCGGCGGGUGCUGGAGGGCCUGGGGAGCAUUGAGAUUGUGGCCACCGAGGAGGGAGGUCCUGAAGUCGUGGAGCGGGAGCGGGGGGUGUGGGAGGCGAUGGACAUGGUUUGGAGGUGA